UUCAGGAUUUUCCGAGCAUUACGAAACGUUCCGGUCCGCCACCGGGAUAAAGCGGCGUGAUCCGUAUCGGGCGCCUAAGAGCCUCGGUGUGAAUGUGAUCUCUUCUCUGAGGGGUCAGGAUCCCAGACUGACUGCCGAGUUGACGCUCCUGGGAAGCGAAUGAAGAAACACCUGCUGCUUCUUUUCAAAUACAGAGGACUUGUGAGAAAAGGGAAAAAGAAUAAAAGGAGAAAAUGGCCAAUUUUAUAUUGCGGAAAGCGGAACCCAGGGACGUACCGGACAUAUUGCGACUCAUAAAGGAACUUGCAAAAUUCGAAGAGAUGGAGGAGCAGGUCGUGUUGACGGAGACAGAGCUGCUGCAGGACGGAUUCGGGGAACAACCGUUUUACCACUGCAUCAUGGCCGAAGUGCCGGAGGAUCGCCGCAGCUCAGACGGUCACACGGUCGUUGGAUUUGCCAUGUACUACUUUACCUAUGACCCCUGGAUUGGCAAGAUGCUCUAUCUGGAGGACUUCUACGUGAUGAAGGAGUACAGAGGGUACGGAAUUGGGACAGAGAUCUUCAGGACCCUGAGUGAGACGGCGGUAAAAAGCCGCUGCAGCGGCAUGCAUUUCAUCGUGGCCGAGUGGAACAAGCCGUCCAUCGAUUUCUACAAGCGGCGCGGCGCGUCCGACCUCUCGCACGAGGAGGGCUGGCGGCUUUUCGAAAUCGACAAGGAGUACCUGCUCAAGAUGUCUGCCAAGUAGAGGCCCGGGUCCUCGGGACCCGCACAGCUCACCGGAUGCAGUUAGAAAGAAUAACUUCUUUCACCUUGACUUUUAGAUUUGCUUUACACUACGACUUGAGGCAGUUUGAUAUUUGAGACACCGCCCUGAAUUAUCAAAUCUAAUAACCAGCAUGUGAAAACGGAAUAACAGCAGCUCCCUGAGUGAUAAAACAGAAAUAUAUACAUAACACAAAGGGAGAUGAGGGCUGGAUUGUAUUUUAUCAUUGAUCUCUUUUUAGAUAACAGCAGAGUACAGAAGGCAGAAGGAUCAUUAAAUAAAAUGUACUGAAUUGAAAA
Molecule: messenger RNA, 1063 nt
Organism: Brienomyrus brachyistius
Lineage: Eukaryota; Metazoa; Chordata; Actinopteri; Osteoglossiformes; Mormyridae
Product: diamine acetyltransferase 1-like
Exons: 6
Coding region: 234-746 (170 amino acids)
Molecular function (GO): N-acetyltransferase activity
Source: RefSeq, a predicted model, not a curated record